Molecule: messenger RNA, 4176 nt
Organism: Sphaerodactylus townsendi
Lineage: Eukaryota; Metazoa; Chordata; Lepidosauria; Squamata; Sphaerodactylidae
Product: peripheral-type benzodiazepine receptor-associated protein 1-like
Exons: 3
Coding region: 1-4026 (1341 amino acids)
Biological process (GO): neuromuscular synaptic transmission
Molecular function (GO): protein binding
Source: RefSeq, a predicted model, not a curated record
AUGAACAAGGCCAAUCCAUCAGAUGGGGGUGGCAGUCCUCUGUCCCCACGCUCCCCUCGACACCCCCCACAAAAAGCACCUUACCAACAGUCCUCUGGCUGCGAGGCAAACAGUGGUGGCUACAGCCCAUCUCCAUCGCUUUUCCAUGAGGACCACCGGCGUGAACUGGAGACCCUGAGGGCCAAGCUAGAAGCAGAGCGCCUGAACUCUCGAGAGGCCCGGCGCCAUUUUGCCGACGAGGCCCGGGAGCUGCGCCAAGCAGCCGAACAAGACCGGCAGAUGUUGGCUGACCAGCUCCGCUCCAAAUGGGAGCAGCAGCGGGCCCGUGAGCUCCACCAGUUGAAGGAAGAGAACUCAAGGCAGCGUGAGGCCGAGAUUCGGCAGCUGAUGCGCUGGAAAGAGGCAGAGCUGCGGGAGGCCCAGGAACUCCUGCAGCAGGAACGCGAUGCUGCCAUGCGGCAGGCACGGGACCUGCAGCGCCAGCUAGCCAAGGAGUUGGUUAGCCGUGGCAGCAGCAGCCGUGGAGAAGGAGGAGGUUCAAGUGGGGUUCUGAGCUCCGAGACCCACGCCAAACUUCAAGAAGUCCUCGGCAAGCUCCGGUGGGAGGUCGAUGGGGAUCAAGCUGCUAAGAUCCGCCACCUGAAGGCCGAGCUGGAGCUGGAGCGGAGCCUCUUCCUCAGGUAUAUUCUGGAGCGCUUUGAAGGGGAGCCUUUGUCUGCUGGCUCCCCACAGAGAUUCAGGCAAGCCUCCUCACCCCAACAGCUGGCUGGGGCCAGACCCCAGUCUUUGGAGAGUAUCAUUGCCGCUUGCAUCCCAGAUGUUGCUGCAGUAUCCAAGUCCUGCUCCCUGGUUCACAGCCAGAGCCAAUGUGAGUCUCCUUGCCACAACCCACCACCAGCAGAAGGGAGCCCCGCUGAAAGCAGCUGUCCAGAGCAGCCCCCCAAGAUUGCACUGAAUAAAGAAUUGGACGUUGAGGAGCGGGCCAAGCAAAAGACCUCUGUGGAUUUGCCCCCAGAAGGCAAGGCGAACAGUUGGAGGCCCGCUGGAGCACGUGCUGAAGACGUCCUGCCACAACCAAACUGGUUGUCCGGCAAUAGUUACGUCCAGCUAAUGAAGCAGAACACGGACCUGUUGAAUGCCCGGAUGGAUCUAGAGCAAAGAUGCACUCAUCUGAGCGAGCAGAAUGUGCGGCUGAGGAAGAAGAUCUUCCCAGACAAAGUGAAAUGGCUGAAGAGGAAAACGGCUGAGCUGGCGGCCAUCGCCAAGCGCCUGGAGGAAUGCGCCAAGAAGUUCCAAGAGCUCGCUUUGCUGAAGCAGUACGAAGACCCUAAACCCGAGGCAGAGGAAGAACGCAAAAGGUGCGACGACAUUGAACUGAAACUGAACAAAGUCUUGAGUGAAAUUGCCAGGAUCUCUGAGGAAAACUCUCAGCUCCACGAGAACAACAAAUGGGCCGAAAAGAUUGCCAAUGAAAAUGCUGAUCUGAAGGCGAAACUAGUGCAGGCAACUGAUGAGAGAAAUGCUGCCGUUCGGCUGUCCGACGGACUGGAAGUCAAAAUGGAGAAUCUAGAGCAAGCAAUUAAAAACAUGAGAGAGUCACAAAUAAAGAAGUGUGGGAUUCUGGAAUCGGAAUUGCCUCAAGCAACGUUCAUUUCCACCAAAAGGAGCUGCCCAGAAAAAUGGGAACAAGAUACCUACCAUUGCCGUGACAGCACCAAUUAUGAAGACUGCAUAUCCACGGCUUCCGCUGAUGUGACCAAAAGUCCUUUGAAACUUCGUGUUUUUUUAGCACGAUACAGUUAUGAUCCUUUCGACGGCCCUAAUAAGAAUCCCGAGGCAGAACUUCCGCUAACAGCGGGAGAAUAUGUGUAUGUGUGUGGAGAGAUGGAUGAAGAUGGCUUCUACAUGGGAGAGUUGACAGACGGCAGAAGAGGGCUGGUACCCUCAAAUGCAGUAGAGGAAGUUGCAGGAAAUGACCUAAUUAGCUUUAUUCCUUUGGAGCCAAGCGAUGUUUCCCGCAACCCACUCCACGAAACAGCUUUCCCGUGCCAAAGUGCCAGUAGCGAGGAAAAAAGCAACAGCCCAGAUGAAGACACGUGUGUUAGUCUUCUGUCUAACAACCCAGAAGUACCAUUAUGUGAAGUCCAAGAAGCAGUGCCUUGUCCCCAAAAUCUGACUCUUAUCAAACAGUCUGCAAGAUCCAUCGUGAUAGGCUGGGAUCCACCCCAGAUGCCAGAUAGCUGGGGAGAAAUACUGAGCUACAACAUCUAUGUCGAUACAGAGUUACGUCAAAAUGUGAAGAACGGGUGUGAGAGGAAAACAGUCAUUGAGAACUUGGAUUUAAAGCUGCGAACUUAUCGAAUCUCCGUUCAAAGUCUGACGAACAAAGGACGUUCUGAUAUAAUGCGCUGUACUUUCCUUGUAGGUAAUCCUUCCCGGAUUGCACUGACUUUCCUGAAUCUUCGGAACAUUACUGCCACAUCAGCAGAAAUCACUUGGUUACCAAGCAACAGUAACUAUACUCAUGCAGUGUAUCUUAAUGAGAAGGAAUAUGAUGUGACGAAAGCCGGCAUCUACGGCUGUACUCUCCAAAACCUCAGACCCAACACUCAGUACAGUGUCAGAGUGGAACCUCUUGUGCCUAAUGAAGUGUUGGUGUAUCCUCAGGGAGAGCUGGAGCAGAAAUCCAUAGAAGUUACAUUUACGACUCCAUCAGCGGGACCACCUGAUGCUCCCCUUGAUGUCCAAGUCCAAGCUGGUUCUUCUGCGGACCUUCUCGUUAUUAGCUGGAUACCAGUAACAAUUAAUGCAUCAGGGUCGUCGAAUGGAGUAAAAGUCACAGGCUACGCUGUUUAUAUCAAUGGGCAGAAAGCAACCGAAAUAAUGUCACCUACAGCUGGAAGUGUAUCGUUAGAAGCUUCCCGAAUAAAGAUGCUCCAAGGUCCUCAGACAGUUUCAGUAAGGACUGUUUCUCCAUUCGGAGAGUCCGAGGAUUCCGUGCCAGCUUUAAUUCCAUCAACUCUGCAAAAAGUUCCUUGCACUUUACUCUCAAAGUUUGGUGCCUCUGGGUUGGCUUUCAAAGAAUUCUUAGAAACUGAAGGCAGGCCAGUCUCUGUAACUACCUGUACAACUUCAUCCUGCUACUCUCCCGUGUGUGUGUCCAAUUCCAUCCCAACAGCGGUAGAGGCGUUCACCGAGGACACCAGCAAGAAAAUAUCAGAAGCACGCGUGACUAAAAAUAUGGUAAUGAUCAGCAAACCGGACAGCAGAAAGGGAUGUGUGAUGAUGACUGCCGAAGAUUCGGCUUAUCAAAGCUCUCUUGAGAACCGUGAUGCAAGUCGCUUGAGUCUUGAACCCAGAUUUUCUUCUCUGGAGUUUGGACAGAGGAAGCACAAAGAGGAAGGCAUCGUCUGUCUUCAGGAGGCACCAGAGAUAUCCCCCGAGAAGCAGCCUGAGCAGUCAUCUUCAGAACACUCUAAAUUAACGGUGUCUAAAGCUGAAGCACAGGAAGACAAUACAUUAAGAACAGGAAGCUGGUGGAGCUCUCUUGGUGACUACGGCCACAAUUCUUAUCUUUCGGAUAUAGAGGAAGAGGAGGACCAAGAGAAUAAAUCGAGCGUUUCUGGCAAACAUGUCGGUAAACUACAGGAGAAACCAGAACCUCCCGCGCAAUUGGCAAAAGACACAAUUAUGGCUUUGAGAGCAGAUCAAACAGUGACAAAUUCCAGUCCCCGAAGGAACGUUGCCGCCGGAGACUCAGUCGGUGACAAUAGAGCAAGGUUAUUUGUAGCCCUUUUUGACUACGACCCCACUACUAUGUCACCUAAUUCGGAUGCAGACGAAGAAGAGCUAGCUUUUAAAAAAGGACAGGUUCUAAAAGUGAUCGGAGACAAAGACGCUGACGGUUUUUACAGAGGUGAAUGUGAUGGAAAGAAAGGGUUUGUUCCCUGCAAUAUGGUCUCUGAAAUGCGUAUUGACAGUGUAGAAGUGAGAAAUCAGCUGUUGAAGAAAGCUUAUGAAGAAUGAAAACUCAUGAAGAGGUGAUAUUUGCUGGAGUCUGGGCUGUUGCUGCUGCUGUUCCUGUUUAAGAUGGAAGUCAUAUCACAAGACUGGUUUGGAAACAUUUUGGGUAGAUGUUCCUAUUAUUUGGCCCCCAAAAUAUUUAUUACAGCCCAU